UCUUCCGAAAAAACCGGAGAUGGAUCAGUUCAGGCAGAUUGGGGAGGUUUUGGGCAGUUUGAAGGCAUUAAUGGUAAUGAAACACGAAAUAUCGAUCAACCAGAGACAAUGCUGCCUGCUUUUCGACAUGUUGGAGUUAGCCUUCGAGACAAUCUCCGACGAAAUCCGACAGAAUCUGAAGCUCGAAGACAAGAACACCAACAAGUGGAAGCCCCUCGAGUUUCCGAUGAAGGAGCUCCACAAAGUGUUCAAAGAAUGCGAUCUCUACAUACGACAAUGCACCGACGUAAAAGAAUGGUGGGGCCGAGUAAUUAGCCUCCACAUGAAUAGGGACUGUUUGGAUCUCCACAUACAUAACCUCCUCUCGUCUUUCCCCGUCGUGAUCGAAGCGAUCGAGACCGCGGCAGAAAUCUCGGCCCUCGAUCAAGAAGACAUGCAGAAGAGACGAAUCUCCCUCAUGCAGAAGUACGACCAAGAGUGCGACGACCUAAAACACUUUUUGUGGAAAUUCGGCAGAGAGUACUUAGUCCCGAUAGAGAUAUGCGCCCGUUUAGAAAACGCUUGGAGCGAAGACCGUUGGCUCCUAGUCAAGAAAAUCGAGGAUAACAAAAAAACGGGGCCCAUCGGUGAAAUCUUGAUCAGGAAAAUGAAGAAUGGGGAUUCGUUGGAUCGGAAGCUUCCGUCGAGCAACGUUUUGGUGGGGGCCCAAGAUUAUUUAGUGAAGCGGCGUUUGGCUUCGACGGGUGGGAAUCUGAAGGAGAUUCAUUGGAUGGGGGAGAAUUAUGCGUUGAGGACUUUUUACGGUGACGUGGGCCCGUUGUAUUCCGAGAUUUCUACGAUUCUUUCGCUUUCGCAUCCGAAUGUGUUGCAGUACCUUUGCGCCUUUUACGAUGAGGAUCGGAAAGAAGGGUUUCUUGUGAUGGAGCUUAUGAGUAAGGAUCUUGGUUCCUACAUAAAAGAAAAUUCCGGACAGAGAAACCGGGUCCCGUUUUCUAUACCAAUUGCUGUCGAUAUUAUGCUGCAGAUUGCUAGAGGGAUGGAAUAUCUACACUCGAAGAAAAUCUAUCAUGGAGUUUUGAAUCCUUCGAGCGUACUUCUAAAGGCGAAAAACGCCUCGAUUGGAGGGUUUCAAGCUAAAGUUGCGGGGUUCGGUUUGAGCUCGAUCAAGAGCUACUACACUUCGAAAAGCCCUAAAAAAACGGGGGUCGAUCUCGAUAUUUGGUUAGCACCGGAGAUUUUAACCGAAUUAGAAGGUAAUAAAAACAUUUCCCCAAACUACACCGAGAAAGCCGAUGUUUAUAGUUUCGGGAUGCUCUGCUUCGAGCUUCUAACGGGGAAAGUUCCGUUCGAAGAUGGCCAUUUACAAGGCGAGAAGAUGGCUCGUAAUAUACGAGCUGGCGAGAGGCCUCUUUUUUCGUACCCUUCUCCGAAAUACUUGACAAAUCUCACGAAAAAAUGCUGGCAGACGAACCCUAAUUUACGACCGAGUUUUUCCUCUAUAUGUAGGGUUUUACGGUACAUCAAGAAAAUCCUCGUCAUAAAUCCGGACCACGGCCACCCCGACUCUCCGCCGCCACUAGUGGACUACUGCGACAUGGAGGCAGGGUACUUGAAGAAGUUUCCGGAAAAGGGGGGCGCGGGGGUUUUGGCCCCCCCGGUUCUGCAGAUCCCGUUUCAGAUGUUCACGUACAAGAUAGUGGAAAAGGAGAAAUUCUACUCCAAGAAAUGGGAGAUUCAUAGGCCAGCUUCGAUGUUUGACGAAGAUCAUAAUAUGGACGAUUUCUUGCUUGCGCCGAGCGAUCGGAGGUCCGUUUGUUCGGAGAUUAUCGACACCAAGAAUUCCGGCAUUGCUGUGGAUAUGAGGUCCGUUAUUUCCGAGAUUCCGCAACGGAAAAUGCACCCGUUGGAUCAGAGCUCGUUUGGUUUGGAGAGUCCUAGGAGGAAACUUUCGAGUAAAUCGUUUAAUCUGGAGAGGAGAACCGACCAGAAUUUCACUAGUCGGGAGCUGAGAGAGGUUCUUGAUAAAGCGAUUAUAGCAUCCAAAGUAGCGGAAUCUUCUCAGUUAGUGACGAAAGUGACGGAGCAGAAAGCGGAGAGUACCGAGAUUCUUGAAAAGAAACAGUCUUUGAGACCAAUAGUUGACCAAAAAACGAAAUCUUUGGAGGGGGAAAUGAUACUGCGGCCGACGAGAAAUCGGAAAUUAAGCGAGAUUCCGGAGAAGAUAGUGAAGAAUGGAGAAUCUAUAAAGAACACCGUUGAAAAAACCGAGGAAAAAACCGAGGAAAAAACUGGCAAGACAACCGUGAUCAUUAAACAGAUGAAAGAUGUAAUAAAGACCAAGAAAAUUGAAGAAACCCGAAACAGGAAAACGAGGCCCGUUUUCUCCGCAGCUUCAUCUCCAGCGAGAGCUUUCGGCCAAUCAGAAGCACCGAAAAACGAGCCGAUCAGAAUGAAGAAGAAAACUAUGUCCGUUUCUUCGCCAGCUUCUUCUCCGUCUAGGGUUUUCAGAAAGUGCAGCCAAUCAGAAGCAUCACCGAAAGACGAGUCGCCGUCAAGAAUGAUGAUGAAGAAGAAAAGUGCACCCGUUUCUUCGCCAGCUUCUUCGCCUUCCCGAACUUUCGCCACGUGCGCUUCUCCUUCGCCGAGACAGGUGUCGGCCUGUCAUUCGUCGGUGGAGAAUAAUUCUUCUUCGUCGCCACUGGACCCGUUCGGGCGGUGCUCGAGACUCGGUAGACAGACCUCACUUCCGGACGUGACUGUGGGCCCACAAAGACCUAAUCUAGAUCGUGUUUCGUCUCAUGUAGCAUAGUUUUUUUUUUGUCUGAACUACACAAAUGUAAUAUGUUUUAAGGAAGAAAGAAAGAAAAAAGGCAAUGCAGUUUAA
Erythranthe guttata (spotted monkey flower) is the source of this 2884-nucleotide messenger RNA. RefSeq lists its product as uncharacterized. Gene Ontology annotation, molecular function: protein kinase activity; ATP binding. NCBI's taxonomy places the organism in Eukaryota, Viridiplantae, Streptophyta, Magnoliopsida, Lamiales, Phrymaceae. The record is from RefSeq and is a predicted model, not a curated record. Gene Ontology annotation, biological process: signal transduction; protein phosphorylation. Gene Ontology annotation, cellular component: cytoplasm.